AUGACGAUGGAAAGUGGAAAGCAAAUUCGGGAAUAUGCGCCAAUUCACGAUACUCUAGCUGCCAAGCUCUUACGUAAAUGGCCAAUACCCACAAAGGACAAUGUUUCAUCAGGACGAUGCCCACGUGAUUAUCAAGGGACAAUGUUCCAUCAGGACAGUGCCGACGUGGGCAUUUGUGAUCCCAUAUGCCAGGACAAUGCCUCAAGCGGCCCUUGGAUCCUACCCCCUGAGUUUCUUCAAGGAAGAAACUCAGCCAGAAGCACAGAUCAAGAUGGUACCAUCCAGCAGGAAAUGCAAGAUUUUGACCCAGUACCUAUAAUAGAUCUACAGUGCCUAGACCUGGACAAGCUAGGAGUGGUUUGCAAAGACUGGGGCCUGUUUCAUUUGGUCAACCAUGAUGUUCCUUUAACCCUUUUGAGCCAACUUCAAGACCAUGCCAUAAAGCUUUUUUCUCUAUCUUUUGAAUCCAAACAAGCGCGAUUCACUAGCCCAGUGUCCUACUUCUGGGGCACCCCUGCUCUGACUCCGUCCGGAGCACCCCUUUCUACAGGCCCUCAGAAUGUGAACUGGGUAGAAGGUUUGAAUGUUCCUCUCAAGCAACUUUCUCAGUUUGAAGCUGAAGAUCCCAUGCUUGAUGCUUUCAGGUUUUGA
Molecule: messenger RNA, 651 nt
Organism: Dovyalis caffra
Lineage: Eukaryota; Viridiplantae; Streptophyta; Magnoliopsida; Malpighiales; Salicaceae
Source: the annotation of a GenBank genome assembly